Molecule: messenger RNA, 1173 nt
Organism: Impatiens glandulifera
Lineage: Eukaryota; Viridiplantae; Streptophyta; Magnoliopsida; Ericales; Balsaminaceae
Product: meiotic recombination protein SPO11-2-like
Exons: 11
Coding region: 1-1062 (353 amino acids)
Biological process (GO): meiotic DNA double-strand break formation; meiotic DNA double-strand break processing; reciprocal meiotic recombination
Cellular component (GO): nuclear chromosome
Molecular function (GO): ATP binding; DNA binding; DNA topoisomerase type II (double strand cut, ATP-hydrolyzing) activity
Source: RefSeq, a predicted model, not a curated record
AUGGAAGAUCUCUCUUCUUCUUCUUCCCUCACGUUCUUCUAUGAUCAGCAACUUAGUUAUGCCGAUAUACUUCCUCCUGCCGAGGUUAGGGCGAGGAUUGAAGUGGCCGUACUCAAUUUCCUGAAGAUAUUGAGUUCUCCGACUUCUUCAAUCUCAGAUCUUCCUCUGAUAAGUCGGAGAUCAAGCAAUAGCCGAGUGAGUCGCCCUUUGUUGACUGGCGAUACCUCGUGGAUUUUCCUCUCGGAUUCUUUAUGCACCAGGUCUUUGAUGAGGGAGAAUGCUGCUAAGUCCUUCAUCAGAGUCUGGAAGAUGAUGGAGACGUGUUAUCAAAUAUUGAUUCUCGAGAAGAGAGUCACUCAGAGAGAACUGUUUUACAAGCUGAUUAGCAAUUCUCCUCAAUACUUCCCAUCUCAGUUGGAAGUUAACAGGACUAUUCAAGAUUUGGUGUCAUUGCUCCAAUGUAGCCGUUACAGUCUUGGAAUCAUGGCAUCUUCCAGAGGGGCAGUUUCUGGGCGUCUAUCUCUGCAGGAGCCAAAUCAAGAGGUUGUGGAAUGUGCUGCAUGUGGAUCAUCAGGUUAUGCUAUUACAGGAGACUUGGCUUUGUUAGAGAAAUUGGUUGCAAAAACCGAUGCUCGCUACAUCAUUGUGGUGGAGAAGCACGCCAUAUUCCAGAGGCUAGUUGAAGACUGUGUUUUUAAUCAGAUACCAAGCAUCCUCAUCACAGGCAAAGGCUACCCAGACAUUGCUACAAGAUUCUUCCUGCACCGUUUGAGCCGUGCUUAUCCAGAGUUGCCUAUUCUUGGCCUGGUUGACUGGAAUCCAGCAGGACUGGCAGUUUUAUGUACAUUCAAAUAUGGAAGCAUUGGAAUGGGACUGGAGGCAUAUAAAUAUGCUUGCAAUGUUAAAUGGCUAGGAAUUCGAAGAGAUGAUUUGGAACUCAUACCGGAACAAUCUUUCAUUCCUUUCAAACCACGGGACCUUCAAAUAGCGAAAAGCUUGUUGUCCUUGGGGAUUUUACAGUUAACUAAUUGUAGGAGAAGUAUAGAGAAGAAGUUGAAAUGAUGGUUGAGAGGGGUCAAAGAGCAGAGAUUGAAGCUCUCUAUUUCCAUGGAUUUGAUUUCUUGGGUAAGUACUUGGCAAAGAAAAUUGUUCAAGCAAGCUACAUAUGAUAUA